Molecule: messenger RNA, 840 nt
Organism: Closterium sp. Naga37s-1
Lineage: Eukaryota; Viridiplantae; Streptophyta; Zygnematophyceae; Desmidiales; Closteriaceae
Source: the annotation of a GenBank genome assembly
AUGCUCGACCAUUCGACCACAAGUCAACAACUGCCGCAAGACCUGCUCCAACCCAACUGCAUCAGCAGUUCUUCCUCCUUCGGCCAAACCCCAAUUUCUUCGCCAGAGUUCGUCCCUCCCCUCUUCGCGCCUCCUAUUGUGCCUCCCAUUGUCGCACCUCCCCUCAACGCGUCCCCCCUUGUCGCGCCUCUCCUCGUCCUGCCCCCUCAUUGUGCCUCUCCUCGUCCUGCCCCCUCAUUGUGCCUCUCCUCGUCCUGCCCCCUCAUUGUGCCUCUCCUCGUCCUGCCCCCUCAUUGUGCCUCUCCUCGUCCUGCCCCCUCAUUGUGCCUCUCCUCGUCCUGCCCCCUCAUUGUGCCUCUCCUCGUCCUGCCCCCUCAUUGUGCCUCUCCUCGUCCUGCCCCCUCAUUGUGCCUCUCCUCGUCCUGCCCCCUCAUUGUGCCUCUCCUCGUCCUGCCCCCUCAUUGUGCCUCUCCUCGUCCUGCCCCCUCAUUGUGCCUCUCCUCGUCCUGCCCCCUCAUUGUGCCUCUCCUCGUCCUGCCCCCUCAUUGUGCCUCUCCUCGUCCUGCCCCCUCAUUGUGCCUCUCCUCGUCCUGCCCCCUCAUUGUGCCUCUCCUCGUCCUGCCCCCUCAUUGUGCCUCUCCUCGUCCUGCCCCCUCAUUGUGCCUCUCCUCGUCCUGCCCCCUCAUUGUGCCUCUCCUCGUCCUGCCCCCUCAUUGUGCCUCUCCUCGUCCUGCCCCCUCAUUGUGCCUCUCCUCGUCCUGCCCCCUCAUUGUGCCUCUCCUCGUCCUGCCCCCUCAUUGUGCCUCUCCUCGUCCUGCCCCCCAUCGCGAAAAAGUUUGA